Molecule: messenger RNA, 3239 nt
Organism: Bombyx mori (domestic silkworm)
Lineage: Eukaryota; Metazoa; Arthropoda; Insecta; Lepidoptera; Bombycidae
Exons: 2
Coding region: 416-2707 (763 amino acids)
Cellular component (GO): nucleus
Molecular function (GO): DNA binding
Source: RefSeq, a predicted model, not a curated record
AAAGAACAUUGACAUUGGACUAUAGGUAAACCAUGAAAACACUUGAUAAUUCAUAAAUGACUAUACAUGUACCGUAAAAAGGGGUCAAUAGAAAUGGCGGGGGGAAUAGAAACAAACACUUGGUCUAUUUUUAAACAUUUCGUAUAGCAAACUUACGCGUCACACCACAAAAACCCGAUAGUUUAACAAUUUGGUAGUUUUAUUUAUUUUCCCCUGGCAGCAUUUAAAAUGUGGCAACAUCGCGAAAAAAUUAAAAAACUUAACGUCAAAGUUUACUUCAACACGACCGGUGAAGUGUUAGCGUGUUUACUUUUGCUAUAAAUCAUCGUAGUUUUGUGUAAUUGGUUUAAUUUUGUCAUAAAAUACUGCCUGUGUUAUCAUUGGUGUGUUUUGCUGCAUAAAUCAAGGUACAAAUAUGCCUCGAAAUUAUAAACCGAAUCCACGUGGUAAGCAGUAUCGCAAAUACGAUGAUGCUACAAUUAAGCAAGCUUUGGAAGUAUACAAUACCACUCCAAAUUGUUCAAUAUCUGUCAUUGCAAAACAGUACAACAUUAAUAAAUCAGUUUUAUAUCGGCAUAAUAGAAAAACAAUGAAAAAGCAAGGUGGGCAAACUGCUUUAGACGAUGACACAGAACAUCACAUUGUACAGUAUUUAAAUGUUUGUAGUGAUUGGGGCUAUCCAUUAGACACAUAUGAUUUAAGAAUAAUGGUGAAAUUGUAUUUGGAUAAUAUGGGUAUCACUCAUAACCGUUUCAAAGAUAAUAUGCCAGGGCCAGAUUAUGCCACAAGAUUUUUAAAAAGGCACAAAGAUUCCAUUUCUUUGAGAUUAUGUCAAAAUAUUAAAAAAUCAAGGGCUCGAGUAUCGCCCGAUACUAUCGAAGAAUAUUUUGGAGAGUUGGAAGAGACAUUAAAAGAAAUCGACCCAAACAAUAUCGUCAAUUACGAUGAAACAAAUCUCAGUGAUGAUCCUGGGCGAAAAAAGGUAAUUGUUAAAAGGGGAACCAAGUACCCUGAAAGGGUACUUAAUCAAUCAAAAUCAUCCAUAUCAAUUAUGAUGGCUGGUACAGCAGCAGGAGUGCUUUUACCUCCUUAUGUAAUUUAUAAAGCUAGUAAUGUUUAUGACUCCUGGACCACAGGUGGACCCAAAGGAACGCGGUAUCAUAGAACUGCAUCUGGAUGGAUUGAUGGUAACACGUUCGAAGAUUAUAUUAAAUGCAUUAUAAUACCAUUCUUUAAAGAUAAACCAGGAAGAAAAAUACUGAUUGGGGAUAAUUUAUCAUCCCAUUUGUCUAUAGAGGUAAUUAAAAUUUGUGAAGAGAAUCAUAUUUCAUUUGUUUUUUUACCGGCCAAUUCGACACAUUUGACACAACCUCUGGAUAUCGCCUUCUUUAGACCGAUGAAAAUGGCAUGGAGAAACAUUUUAUUACGAUGGAAAAAAACAGAUGGCAGAUCCCAAGCUACAGUACCAAAAGGUUGCUUCCCAAGGUUGUUAAAACUACUUAUAAACGAAUUGUCAGAAAACGUCGAUUCGAACCUUAAAGCAGGUUUUCGAAAAGCAGGGAUUAUUCCUAUUGACCGCAACGAAGUUCUUUCAAGGCUUCCCAAAGAAAACACUGAAGACCCUGAAAAAUCGAGAUAUGCAGUUGACAAGUCCGUUUUAGAUAUAUUAAAAGAAAUGCGGUAUGGUACCAUAAAUAUCAAAGAACCAGCACAUAAAAGUAAAAUUAAUGUAGAUUCUGGCAAGAGCUUGGGAAACAUAGAUGAGGAAAACUUUGAAACUGAGUCUGAAAACGAAACUACUAGUAAGCGACCAAAGACACGUAAACAAGGCAACAAGAAGAAAAAGAUCAAAGUAAUUCCAGGAAAAGCAGUCGAUUUAAAUUCUGAAGAUAAUAAAACUGAAAAUGAAGAACGUAAUAUAGCUAACACUGAAAAUGUAAUAAAAAAAUAUAAGAAGAAAGUGGUGCGGGCACCCAAAUGCAAGAUAAAUAGUAAGAAAAAAGAAGUAAAAACUCUAAUAGACAAGUUAAAAACGGAUUUGAUGAAGAAAGAGAUGGAAACGAAUACGGGGACACCAAAAUAUAACGAAACAAAAAAAAUAGAUGUAAGUGUAUUACCAAUGGUAUGUGUUGAUGAAUGUAUUAUUGCCAGUUGCUCAGAAAAUACUAAUAAUACUUGCAAUGAUUUAAAUCACAAAAAGAACUAUGAAGAAGUAAUUGACAAUAACUGCAAUAGUUACAAAGAAUCAUUUCAUCAAGAAAAUAAUUUUGAAGAUUAUUGGGGCAAUGGUUCGCAACAAAAAGAUGAUGAACUGUUUGUUAACACCUACUUUGAUAAAGAUGUAGCAAACGAAGAUUAUGUUCCAGACAUAGUAACAGAAAACAUAUUUCACGAAUUAAUAGACCCCCUAAAAGAUGGGGUAUGUGUAAAUUAUAACAGCUAUGCAGCAGAAGCAACAGCAGAAAACAAUAAUUCCAAAGAUAAAAAAAUCGCUAUUAUUUCUGUAGAAAAUGUUGAUAGUGAUAGUCGUCCGGUAACUCUAAAUAAGUGUAAAAAAAUAUCUUUAAAUUCCAUAGUUAGCGUUAAAAAAGAUAACAGCCAGAACUCCAAAAACAUAAAACAAGUUAAAAGUAAAUUACGCAGAAGAAGCUAUUACAAAAAUGAGGCUGAUAUUUUAAGAGAUUUGAUUGAUGACAAUAUUCAAUAAUUGCUUGAUUUUAUAAUUUUGAAAUUGUAAAGUUUGUGACUUUGCUCAUACAGCGAUGACGGCACUUAUGCCGGGACAGAUGUCAUGCAACAGUGUCGUCGUCGUUGUUUGUUUAAUUUGAUUUGGUUAUCAUGUCAUUAUAGUAUGACCACAUGACAAAAUAUUAAAUAUUUGCUUACCUUAUUUACUUAGUAAGUUGUUAAUUGUUUAAAACAAAUGUGUCAGGGUUCAUUAGGCCUUUUUCGUUUUUACAAAUUAAAUUAGGGUAACAUAAUUAUUCAACAAAGUGAUAAAUACCAAGAAGAUAGUUGUAACAUUUUGUCAUGUGAAAUAAAUUAUUUCAUGUUUAUGUAACAAUGUGGCAAUACUCUAUAGACUUUCUAAUUGAGUUGUUGAUUAGGUAUCAAUAAUUAAUUAAUAUAAGUUAUAAUUUACGGUUUUUAUGUAUCUCAAAAAGACUAAGAUUAAGUACAAAAUAAAAGUGUAUAAGUAAUUAAUUACAUUUAAAAAAAAAAAAAAUAUUUUCUUUCUA